GUGUUAAAGCAGCUGACAGUAUGGACAGAAAGCGUCUUUUUCCGCGGUAAAACGGAGCCAUGAGGGCUAAAUGUGCGGCUGUGUGCUGGCAGAGGGAGAGUUAAUGUCGCCGCGGAGGACUUUCGGUGAAGUUGGAUGGGAUUUGGCUAGUUUUAAAGCAUGGAGCUAGCGUUAUAUUGGAUGUCGGUGUGUGUCCUGUUUAGCGUGCCGCUGGGGGGAUGUUUGGAGAUCCAUCUCUCGGAGACUUUACAGCCCGGGACCCUGUUAGCGAACCUGUCUCUCGGCCCUGGAUGGACUUAUAAAACUGACAGGACUUUAUCCAGUAAGUUUCUUCUUGGCUUUUUGGAUGUUGACAGGCACCAUGGAGGUGUCCGUCUGUCACACAGAGUGGAGUGUGCGCACACACCGAGGAACCCAGCGGCUGUUUAUUUCCGAACAGGAUCCUCAACAUCUGGAGACGUUAUUCUGACACAGUUUAAUGUGUUCGUCCACGGCCAGGACUGUUUCAUCAAAUACAGGAGAAAGCCAGGUGAGCCAGAUAUUCACAUUCAACACCUCUCCAGACUGAAAGCACCUGCCUGCCUCCCCGCAGGUAAACUUCUUCUGAAUGUAACUGAACAUUUGCCUGCCUUUAUGCGGAGCUCUGCCUUUUCUGAUAAACUGUGUGCAGGAAAAGACCUGAGUGCCGUGCACAGGCAUGGGGGUUUAUUCCUGGUCAGUGACUUGUGCCUUGAACACAUAGGACACUCUGAAGUGAAUCUGCACUGUGCGUUACACAGCUCUCCAGACGGCAGGCUCUCUGUGCAGCUGAAUCUGACCCUGGUGUCCAAACUGAGCGGAUCCCUCUCAGAAAGAGUCUGGAGAAGGGGGAAGCGACAGGCCAACACGUCUCCCCAGUUCCAGCUCCCUAACUAUCAAGUGUCCGUGCCCGAGAACGAGCCUGCGGGCACACGGGUCAUCACUCUGAAAGCCACCGACCCGGAUGAUGGAGAGGCAGGGAGGCUGGAGUACAGCAUGGACGCCCUGUUUGACAGCAGGUCCAAUGACUUUUUUGAUAUCGACUCCCAGACAGGGAGCAUAACAACCACCCAGGCACUGGACAGGGAGGUUAAAGAUACACAUGUGUUCAAAGUCACCGUGACUGACAACGGCUCCCCCAAAAGAUCUGCCACCUCUUACCUGACUGUCACUGUGAGCGACACUAACGACCACACCCCUGUGUUUGAGCUCAACGAAUACCGCGUGAGCAUCCGUGAGAAUGUUGAAGUGGGGUUUGAAGUGAUGACGAUCAGAGCCACGGAUGGGGAUGCUCCCUCCAACGCCAACAUGAUUUACACGAUCGUUAACGGCGAUGGAGUGAACUCAGGGUUUGAAAUCGACCCCCGGAACGGCCUGGUGAAGAUCAGAGAGAAGCCUGACAGGGAGACCCGGGCCAGGUACCAGCUCAUAGUUGAGGCCAAUGACCAGGGCAAAGAGCCAGGCCCCCGCAGUGCCACUGCCACUGUUAAUAUCUCAGUGGAGGACGAGAACGACAACUACCCACAGUUCAGUGAAAAGCGGUAUAUUGUUCAAGUCCCAGAGAAUGUAGCAAUCAACACUAAAGUCAUCCAGGUGGAAGCGACAGAUAAAGAUGAGGGGAAUAACGCUAAAGUACAUUACAGCAUCAUCAGCGGCAAUGUUAAAGGACAGUUUUACAUUCACUCUCCAACUGGAGUCAUAGACGUCAUCAAUCCUCUGGACUAUGAGAUGAUUCGAGAGUACAAUUUACGAAUAAAGGCUCAGGAUGGGGGAAGGCCUCCGCUGAUAAACGGCACGGGUAUGGUUAUUGUGCAAGUCGUGGACGUGAACGACAACGCCCCCAUGUUUGUCAGCACGCCUUUUCAGGCCACUGUUUUAGAAAAUGUGGCAAUUGGUUAUUCUGUGAUCCACAUUCAAGCAAUUGAUGGCGAUUCAGGGGAAAAUGCUCGUUUGGAAUACAGAUUAAUCGACACCACGCCUGGUUUCCCAUUCACUAUUAACAACAGCACAGGCUGGGUUACUGUGAGCGAUGAGCUUGACAGGGAGACCACUGAGUUCUACACUUUUGGCGUGGAAGCAAGGGAUCAUGGGAUACCAGUGAUGUCCUCCUCAGCUAGCGUUAGCAUCACAGUGCUUGAUGUAAAUGACAACGUACCAACGUUUACAGAGAGGACCUACUCGCUGAAGAUCAAUGAAGAUGCUGUUGUCGGGUCCAGCGUCCUGACGGUGACUGCCGUGGACAGGGAUGUCAACAGCGUGGUGACUUAUCAGAUCUCUAGUGGCAACACCAGGAAUCGCUUUGCCAUCACCAGCCAGAGCGGAGGCGGUCUCAUCACUUUAGCGCUCCCUUUGGACUACAAGCAGGAACGCCAGUAUGUGCUAACAGUCACCGCCAGCGACGGAACACGCUACGACACCGCUCAGGUGUUCAUCAAUGUCACCGACGCCAACACACACCGGCCGGUCUUCCAGAGCGCUAACUACCAGGUUAUGCUCAGUGAAGAAAAACCAGUUGGCUCCACUGUUGUUGUUAUUAGUGCGACAGAUGAGGACACGGGGGAAAACGCUCGCAUCACAUAUGUGAUGGAGGAUAACGUUCCUCAGUUUAAAAUCGACCCAGAUACAGGAGCCAUUACAACACAAAUGGAGAUUGAUUAUGAAGACCAAGCCUCCUACACGUUAGCCAUCAUUGCCAGAGACAACGGCAUUCCUCAGAAAUCUGAUACCACUUAUGUGGAGAUCAUCAUCCUGGAUGCUAACGAUAAUACCCCCCAGUUUCUUAGGGACAUGUACCAAGGGACUGUACUAGAGGAUGCACCUGUCUACACCAGCGUACUCCAGAUCUCGGCCUCAGAUAGAGACUCUGGCUCAAAUGGCAGAGUGAGCUACACGUUCCAGGGUGGAGAUGAUGGAGAGGGGGACUUCUUUAUCGAGCCUUACUCUGGUAUCAUCAGAACUGCUCGCAAACUGGACCGGGAGAACGUCCCUGUUUACAACCUAAAAGCCUACGCUGUGGAUAGGGGGAUCCCACCGCUGAAAGCAGCUGUCCCUAUUCACGUGGUCGUCCAGGACAUAAACGACAACGCACCCGUGUUUGAGAAGGACGAGCUGUUCAUCGAUGUGGAGGAGAACAGCCAGGUGGGCUCUGUUGUUGCCCGAAUCACCGCUAUGGACCCCGAUGAGGGCACCAACGCUCAGAUCAUGUACCAGAUCGUGGAGGGGAACAUGCCAGAAGUUUUUCAGCUGGAUAUUUUUAAUGGAGACCUCACUGCUCUCACAGACCUGGAUUAUGAAACCAAAACAGAGUACGUGAUUGUGGUUCAGGCUACCUCGGCGCCGCUGGUGAGCCGGGCCACGGUUCACAUCCGCCUUGUGGACCUGAACGACAACAAGCCACUCCUGCAACACUUUGAGAUUAUUUUCAACAACUAUGUCACCAACAAGUCCAACAGUUUCCCUACAGGAAUAAUAGGAAAGGUUCCAGCUCAUGACCCGGAUGUGUCGGAUAAGUUACGAUACAAGUUUGAAUCAGGAAAUGAGCUAAAUCUGCUGCUGCUCAAUGAAGACACUGGAGACCUGAGGCUAAGCAGGGAUCUGGACAACAACAGACCCCUGGAAGCACCCAUGACUAUUUCUGUCUCAGAUGGCAUCCAUCGUGUCGUAGCCCAGUGCACGCUGCGUGUCACCAUCAUCACUGAUGACAUGCUGACCAACAGCAUCACCGUGCGUCUGGAGAACAUGUCCCAGGAGCGCUUCCUGUCCCCCCUGCUGAGUCUGUUCCUGGAGGGCGUGGCUGCUGUGCUUUCCACCAAACGGGAGGAAGUCUUUGUGUUUAACAUCCAAAAUGACACCGACGUCCAGGGCUCCAUUCUCAACGUCACGUUUUCAGCUCUGCAGCCUGAGGGCGUGCAGGGGAAGGGGACGUUCUUCCCCUCAGAGGAGCUCCAGGAGCAGAUCUACCUCAACAGGACUCUGCUUAGGCUCAUAUCUUCUCAGGAGGUUCUGCCUUUUGAUGACAACAUCUGCCUGCGGGAACCCUGUGAGAACUACAUGAAGUGUGUGUCCGUGCUGAAGUUCGACAGUUCUCCUCCCUUCAUCGCCUCAGACACGGUUCUGUUUCGGCCCAUUCACCCCAUCAACGGGCUGCGCUGCCGCUGUCCUCUGGGUUUCACGGGAGACUACUGUGAAACUGAGAUUGACCUCUGCUACUCAGGACCCUGCAAGAAUAACGGCAGAUGCCGCAGCCGUGAGGGAGGAUACACCUGCGAGUGCCUGGAGGACUUCACAGGUGAACACUGUGAGCUGAAUGCAUCAUCAGGACGGUGUGUCCCAGGUGUGUGUAAGAACGGCGGGAAGUGUGUGAAUCGCCUCGCCGGUGGGUUUAUGUGUGAGUGUCCAGAAGGAGAGUUUGAGAAACCCUACUGUGAGAUGACCACACGCAGUUUCCCUGGACGCUCCUUUAUCACCUUUCGAGGCCUGCGGCAGAGAUUCCACUUCACCGUGUCCUUCAUGUUUGCUACGAGAGAGAGGAAUGCUCUGCUUCUGUACAACGGCAGAUUCAAUGAAAAACACGACUUCAUCGCUGUGGAAAUCAUAGAUGAGCAGAUUCAGCUCACCUUCUCAGGAGGAGAAACGAAGACCUCGGUGUCCCCCUUCAUACCAGGCGGGGUCAGUGAUGGCCAGUGGCAUUCUGUCCAGCUCCAUUACUACAACAUGGAAGGGGGGAGUCUUGUGGACUCCAGUGGGGCUCUGCGGCUCCCGCUCUAUACUGCCUGGCUGGAGCUCAAUCAGAAGGAGCCAAACAUUGGGCGUUUGGGAACCCCUCAUGGACCGUCUGGAGAGAAGGUGGCUGUGGUGGCUGUGGAUGACUGUGACAUCUCCAUGGCCAUUCGCUUUGGGAAGCAGAUUGGAAACUACUCCUGUGCUGCCCAGGGCACCCAAACGGGACAGAAGAAGUCCCUGGACUUGACAGGACCCCUUCUGCUAGGUGGAGUUCCCAACCUACCUGAGGACUUCCCAGUCAGGAACAGAGACUUCAUGGGCUGCAUGAGAAACCUCAGCAUUGACAGCAGACCCAUCGACAUGGCCAGCUACAUCGCUAACAACGGCACCGUAGCAGGCUGUCCAGCAAAGAAAAACUUUUGCACCAGUGAGGUGUGUCAGAAUGGAGGAGUGUGUGUCAGUAAGUGGUUGACCUACAGCUGCGACUGUCCCACCGGGUAUGGAGGCAAGAACUGUGAACAAGUGAUGCCGGCUCCUCAGUUCUUCGACGGCCAGGCUCUGGUCUCCUGGAGUGACACCGACAUCACCAUAGCAGUUCCCUGGUACAUGGGCCUCAUGUUCCGCACCAGGCAGCCUGCUGGGACCUUGAUCCAGGCCAACGCUGGACCGUCAUCCACCAUCACCCUUAUGGUGAGUGAGCAGCGGGUACGUAUGGAGGUGUUGCUGAGACAGCAGCUAGUGGCCUCUCUGGGCUUCCCCCAGGUCCGGGUCAAUGACGGCGAGUGGCACCACUUGCUGGUGGAACUGAGAAGUGUUAAAGAUGGCAAGGACAUCAAAUACAUGGCUGCUGUGUCCCUGGACUACGACGUGUACCAGAAGUCAGUAGAGAUCGGCAAUGAGCUGCCAGGGCUAAAGCUGCAGACCCUCCAUGUAGGAGGCCUGCCUGGAGACGGGAACCAUGUCAGCAGAGGAUUUGUUGGCUGCAUCCAGGGGGUGCGUUUGGGAGAGACCUCCACCAAUGUGGCCAAUGUGAACAUGGCUCAGGCCCUGAAGAUCCGCGUAGAAGAGGGCUGUGACCUGGCCGACCCCUGUGACUCCAGCAUCUGCCCUGAGAACAGCCACUGCAGCGAUGACUGGAGCACACACACCUGUGUUUGUGACCCAGGGUUUUUUGGUAAGGAGUGCGUUGACGCUUGCCAGCUCAAUCCCUGUGAGCAUGUUUCCACUUGCAUCCGGAAGCCGAGCUCCUCUCACGGCUACACCUGUGAAUGUGGACAGAACUACUACGGACAGUACUGUGAAAACAAAGUGGAGCGGCCGUGUCCCCAAGGCUGGUGGGGCAGUCCCAUGUGUGGACCGUGCAACUGUGAUACCAGCAGAGGGUUCCACAAAGACUGCAACAAGACCAGUGGAGAAUGUCGCUGCAAGGAGAACCAUUAUCAGCCAGAGGGGGAACAUGCCUGCUACCCCUGUGAGUGCUUCUCUGUUGGCUCUGAGUCUCGAACGUGCGACCCCGUCACUGGGCAGUGCCCGUGUAAAGGAGGAGUCAUCGGGCGACAGUGUAACCGCUGUGAUAACCCCUUUGCUGAGGUCACUCCCACUGGAUGUGAAGUGGUGUAUGAGGGCUGUCCAAAGGCGUUCGACUCAGGCAUCUGGUGGCCCAAGACCAAGUUUGGGCGCCCUGCAGCGAUGAACUGUCCCAAAGGAUCCAUUGGUACUGCCAUCCGCCACUGUAGUGAUGAGAAGGGCUGGCUGUCACCUGAACUCUUCAACUGCACCACUGUUACCUUCUCCCACCUGCAGAAACUGAAUGAAUACCUGCGCCGUAACUCUUCAAGAAUGGACAGCGAACACUCCAGGAACAUUGCACACAUGCUCUACAGUGCCACCAAUAACACGGAGCAUUACUACGGCAACGAUGUGAAGACAGCCGCCCAGCUUUUGAACCAAGUGCUGCAGUACGAGAGCCAGCAGGCGGGGUUUAAACUCACCGCCAUGAAGGAUUCAGAGUUCAACGAGAACUUGGUGCGAGCUGGUAGUUCCUUGCUGCAUCCUGACAACAGAGAGCACUGGGAGUACAUACAGAGGACAGAAGGGGGCACAGCACACCUGCUCAGGAACUUUGAGAGCUAUGCUAACACCUUAGCUCAGAACGUGAGGAAAACGUACCUAAAACCCUUCACCAUCGUCACUGAAAACAUGAUUCUGACUGUGGACUACUUGGAUGUGUCAGACCAUGAGAAGGCGACAUUACCCCGAUUUCACGACAUCCAGGAGGCCUAUCCUCGAGAGCUUGGGUCCUCCAUCCACUUCCCCCAGUUCAACCUCCACACUCAGGGCCUCAGAGCAAACCCGACUCCCACCCCUUCAACUCAGGCAGAGCUACAGGAGGAGCACGCAGUAUCUGACAGGAAACGGCGGCACCUGGAACCACCCGCCCCUCUACCAGUGGCUGUGGUGAUCGUGUACAAAUCACUAGGACAGCUCCUUCCAGAGAGAUAUGACCCUGAUCGGAGGAGUCUGAGACUUCCCAACCGUCCCGUCAUCAACACAGCCAUAGUGAGCGCUACGGUGCACAGUGAAGGUCCUCCUCUUCCUCCUGUCCUGGAGCCCCCCAUCACCUUAGAGUACACGUUGCUAGAAACAGAGGAGAGAACCAAACCUGUCUGUGUUUUCUGGAACCACUCCAUUGCGGUUGGAGGAACAGGCGGCUGGUCUGCUAAAGGCUGCGAGCUCCUCAACAGGAACAACAGCCAUAUUAGCUGUCGGUGUAACCACAUGACGAGCUUUGCUGUGCUCAUGGACAUUUCCAAGAGAGAGAAUGGAGACGUUCUACCCUUGAAGAUUGUCACCUACACCACUUUGUCGGUCUCUCUUUUCCUCCUCCUCCUCACCUUCAUCUUUCUGUGCCUCCUGCGUCGGCUUCGCUCCAACCUCCAUGCAAUUCACCGAAACCUGGUAGCAGCCCUGUUCUUCUCAGAGCUCAUUUUCCUUCUUGGCAUCAAUCAGACUGACAAUCCAUUCGUGUGUACAGUCAUAGCCAUCCUCCUCCAGUACUUCUACCUGUGCACCUUCGCCUGGAUGUUUGUUGAGGGGCUCCACAUCUACCGCAUGCUGACUGAGCUGAGAAACAUCAACCACGGCCACAUGAGGUUUUAUUACGCCAUAGGCUGGGGUAUUCCUGCUAUUAUUACUGGCUUGGCCGUAGGUCUUGACCCUCAGGGCUAUGGGAACCCAGAUUUCUGCUGGCUCUCCAUCCAUGACACACUCAUCUGGAGCUUUGCUGGGCCCAUCUUCGUGGUUGUGAUGGUGAAUGUAGUGGUCUUCCUCCUGGCUGGGAAGGCUUCCUGUGGUCACCGGCAGAAGGCUGUGGAAAAGUCCGGGGCCAUACCUGCACUUCGGAUGGCCUUCUUCCUGCUGGUGCUCAUCUGUGCUACCUGGCUGCUGGGCCUAAUGGCCGUCAACAGCGACGUGAUGACCUUCCACUACCUGUUCGCUGCCUUCAGCUGUCUGCAGGGAGUUUUUAUUAUCUCCUUCCAUGUGAUCUUCAACAAGGAGGUAAGGAAGCACCUAAAGAUCUUCUUCACAGGAAAAAAGAACAUUCCAGAUGAAUCCAGCACCACACGGGCUUCUCUGCUCACACGCUCCCUUAACUGCAACAACACGUACACAGAGGACGGAGGGCUGUACCGCUCAGGCAUCGGCGAGUCCACUGUCUCCUUGGACAGCACGCUCAGGUCAGCCAAGAGCCGCAGCAGCUACCUGGCAUACACACUCAGGGAGGAGUCUGGUCAGAAGCCGAGCGUCUCCUCUGGGACAGCUAAAGGACACACAGACUUGGAUGGACCGCUGUUCCACAGAAAAGGCACCAAAGGAGACGACUCGGACUCUGACAGCGAGCUGUCUGUGGAUGAACACAGCUCCUCCUACGCCUCCUCCCACUCCUCUGACAGUGAGGACGAUGACAUCGAUGUUAAACCCAAGUGGAACAACGAGAGACAGCCAAUCCACAGCACACCUAAAGUGGAUUCAGUGUCCAAUCACGUGAAGCCUUACUGGCCGACAGAGGCCACCACGGCUAGUGACAGUGAGGAUCAUGGAGGGGCUGAGAGACUGAGGGUGGAGACCAAGGUGAAUGUGGAGCUCCAUCUGGAGAGUAAACUAAACCACAUAGGAGAAAGAGAGAAGGACUCUCUCCAAGCACCUGGUGAUGUUAGAGACGCAGCGCCUACUAGCCAGCCCAACAGGAUCAGCAGCCACCAACCAGAGCAGAGGAAAGGUAUCCUGAAGAACAAGAUCAGCUACCCUCCACCACUGACCGACAAGAAUAUGAAGAACCGUCUGAGGGAGAAGCUUAGCGACUACAACACCCCCACCAUUACCUCCCCCCCUCCAAACAACAAUACCACCUCUUCUCUAGCGCCCUCUUCUGUCAACAUCAUGACCCCUCCAUCUCAGCCUCCAUCUUUGGCUUUAAACGACGGAGGUCACCCUGGCAACCAUGACAUCAGCACCCUUAUCAAGCCCCCCAUGACUCCAAGGCCUCAGAUCUCCUCUGGGCCCCCACCGACAGGCGUCUACGAAGAGACUAAUGGAGGGGUCGCCAUGCACUUGAAGACGGGGACACUGAAUGGAGGCAACGAGUCUGACUCAGACGGCAGUAAUGAGACUUCCAUCUGACCAGUGAGGAAAGUCCAGACCCGCCUGCCCUGGAGGGGGGGGGGGUACACCACCUGUUCAGGGAGGGGAGGAGAGAGCAGAAAGACAAAGAGGAUGGAAGAAGGAAAAGGUUCUGCAGGUGGAAUCGGGGCACAAAGGGUUCCCUGGUUGAGUCCAUGGAUGAGUCCCUCCUGUCGUGUUUCUCUCUCUGGAGAGCAGUAUUAUUGCAGACUUUUGGACUGCCUAAGACAAAGAAAUGAACAGUUCAUGAAAAGAUAGAAAAGGAAGAAGGGAAAGCUGUGUUGACUCUACCAAGAAAGGAUACGAUGGAGCCAUAAGUGCCAAAACCACUGGGAGGAUGAGUCAGAGAAGGAGAACUUUCCGCCUGGAUUUAGAGGAAGUCCCCCUUGGUAGCUACGAUGUGAUGCCUGCCUACACCCCUCUGUGGAUUUAGGAUUAUUCUGGACACAGUAAUGCAGUGAACAUUUACAGUCCUGAAGAUUUCAACAAUUUUAAGUCUCAUCUGAAAGAUCUGCCCCAGCGUGUUCUUGUUGAUCUGCCGCCAUCAGCAGAACUCUUCACGUUAAGUGCUCUUUUUACUGUUUGACUCAAAGAAGGGCUGCACCAACUCCUUAAUGCACUGCGUUCAGAGGAUAAUAUUUUUGUAUUUAUUUGGGGCUGUUUGGACUUUGGUAGGAUAGGAGAGUAAAAGUCAUUGAGGAAGAGAGGCUCAGGUCAGACCUGAACCCAGGACACCCAUCUGAAGGACUACAGCUUCUAGUCAUGGGGCACAACCAAAACCUUCUGCCAACUGCGCCCCCAAGCACACAUUCAGAAACUGAAACAAUAUUUUUAACCAUAAACCCAUAUCUACAUGCUGGUUUAAUCCAAUGAGAACCUUCCUCUGCCUUUACCCCAAGCUAAAGCCUCAGAAAAACACGAUGGAUGCCAGACUGUGAUACUCCUGUUAAAUCUAGUCUAGAAGUUCCCUCGUAGACUCACAGUGAGGAGUAGGGCCUAAAUACAAAUGUUUAGUUAGACUUUACCCUGUGUCCAAACAUUUUCUCAGUUUGAGCACAAUGAAGAGCCUUCUUUUCCAGUGUCCAUCCUGUCUUUAUACUGAAAGCAAAUGUACCGAAAUACAGUUUAUGUGCAGACUUCACUUUUGGUUCAGUUUAUCCUGGAAUACAAAUGUGUUUGUUUUUGUUUUGUAGGAGGCGUUUCAGGUAUUAAAGGAUGGAUUUCAGACGUCCAGGCUUGACAUAAAUCAAACUUCAUUGCAAAAAACUCAAAGUUACCACUAAAACUGUCUGUUGUGAUUUUCUGCAGCUAAAAUGACAUUAUCUUGUUUGCUACCCACCCCAGUGUUUUGCCCAUGAGGGAUCAAUGCUGUUGUUAAACUUCCGCCUUUUUUAAACUGAGACACUGGAAAUGAUUUGUAAUAUAAUGUAUAUUUAUUUUUUAUGGUUUGAAGACACUGGAAGAAAAAAACUAUUGUAACUGUAAAAAUAAAG
Messenger RNA from Cheilinus undulatus (humphead wrasse), 10913 nucleotides. It is a transcript of the gene celsr1a, whose product is annotated as cadherin EGF LAG seven-pass G-type receptor 1a. Gene Ontology annotation, cellular component: plasma membrane. Gene Ontology annotation, molecular function: G protein-coupled receptor activity; calcium ion binding. The record is from RefSeq and is a predicted model, not a curated record. The transcript is spliced from 37 exons. Lineage: Eukaryota; Metazoa; Chordata; Actinopteri; Labriformes; Labridae. The coding region runs from base 160 to 9420 and encodes 3086 amino acids. Gene Ontology annotation, biological process: homophilic cell-cell adhesion; cell surface receptor signaling pathway; G protein-coupled receptor signaling pathway.